AUGAUAACAGGUUUGCACUUGGCGGCUUGGUUUGGGUUAUGUGAAGCAUCAAAGAUUCUUCUUGAGCACCAAGUAGCUUUGAACUCUAAAAAUAUUUUCGGUCGCACCCUGCUAUUUUUUGCUGCUGAGAACGGACAUGAGAAUGUCGUUAAGCUCCUUCUAGAAACGGGUGCCGACUUAGGUACUAGAAGUAGACUUGGCGAAACGCCACUGUUUGAGGCAGCAUUUUUUGGACAUGAUGGCGUCGUCCUUAUGGCUUCAGAGCUUAAUCAUGAGAGUAUUGUUGAGCUGUUUCUGAACAGGAGCGCUGACUUUGACGUCCAAGAUAGAGCUGGCAGAACACCCUUGUACUGGGCUGCAAAACAUGGAAAUGAUGGUAUCGUUAAGCUGCUUCUAGGAAAGGGUGUCCAGGUAGAUCACUGGGGCAAAACGCCACUACUAUGGGCCGCAAAAGGGGGUCACGAUGCUGUCGUUAAGUUGCUUCUUCAAAAGGGCGCCAAAUUUGAUUCUAAAGAUGAAAAUGGCAGAGCACCGCUACUGUGGGCUGCAAAGAGGGGUCACGAUGCCGUUGUUAAGCUGUUUUCAGAUAAGGGCGCCACUUUCGAUCCUAAUGAGCUAUCCUGGAAUGACUAUGAACGUGACAUCGAAGACGAAUAUGAAUAUGACGAUGAUGAUGGAUUUGAUGGAUUUGAAGACGACGAUGACGAUGACGAUCACUACCAUCUACCUCAUGCUCUGUUAAACAGGAUGCCAACAAAUGUGGGCAGGGGGUUGUUCAAAUAUAGUGACUAG
This is a messenger RNA of Penicillium longicatenatum, 792 nucleotides long. RefSeq names its product ankyrin repeat domain-containing protein. The record is from RefSeq and is a predicted model, not a curated record. Gene Ontology annotation, molecular function: protein binding. The transcript has a single exon. Lineage: Eukaryota; Fungi; Ascomycota; Eurotiomycetes; Eurotiales; Aspergillaceae. Bases 1 to 792 code for a protein of 263 amino acids.